Messenger RNA from Lolium perenne, 810 nucleotides. RefSeq lists its product as uncharacterized. NCBI's taxonomy places the organism in Eukaryota, Viridiplantae, Streptophyta, Magnoliopsida, Poales, Poaceae. The record is from RefSeq and is a predicted model, not a curated record.
AUGUUGAAGAAGCUGGUCCUGAGAGAUGAGGAACUGGAUGACGUUGUACUCCCGAAGGAGGAGGUGGUGAACCUAAAGGAAGGCGCUCGUUGGAUGGCGGUGGUCAGAGUGCAUACUACCAGGCACUUUGGAAACCAGCCCUUCUUUCAAAAGAUGGACGUAGCUUGGGGUUUCGCCAAGUCAUGGACAAUAAGGCCUGUGGAAGAUAACCUGUUUAUCCUCCAGGUAUCAUGCUUGGGAGACUGGAAUAGGGUCAUGAACGAUGGUCCCUGGAUUUUCCGCCAUAUGGGUGUGAUGGUGGAACCCUACGAUGGUGUGGCAGACCCGACCACGAUGGUUCUCAGUCGCUUGCAUGCAUGGGUUCAGGUGCGAGGGAUUCCACCGCUGUUUCGGAAGGAUGACAUUGCGCGUGAUAUGGCCGCUCGGAUUGGGGAGGUGCUUGGAACGGAGAUGUAUGCGCUGCGAGCCAGUGGUACGAGUUUCGUGAGGGUUAGGGUCAAGCUGGAUGUUCAUAAGGCCCUGACCAGAGUUGUGGGGCUGCACCCCGAAGGAAGCGAACGAUUGAUGUUCCAAGUCCUAUAUGAGAAGCUGCCUAAAUUCUGUGAUGUAUGUGGGCUUCUAGGUCACGGAGAUGCGGAGUGUGAGGAUGGUGUGCAUGAACAAUCGGCGAUGCAAUAUGGGGCGUGGAUGAUUGCGCCGAUGGAAGACUGGCAUCCCAGUUCAUCAGGGGUGCGCAUAAGGGAGCCGUCGAGGGAUAAUUUCCGUGGAGGAAGAGGAGGGGGACGGGGCACUGGGGCUGCUGAUUCCUGA